Messenger RNA from Haliotis rufescens (red abalone), 1994 nucleotides. RefSeq lists its product as uncharacterized. Bases 49 to 1956 code for a protein of 635 amino acids. The transcript is spliced from 9 exons. NCBI's taxonomy places the organism in Eukaryota, Metazoa, Mollusca, Gastropoda, Lepetellida, Haliotidae. The record is from RefSeq and is a predicted model, not a curated record.
GUCUUUGGCAACAUUAAAACGUUCAGUGAAUCAUACUGAGCUGCCACCAUGAUCGUCAGGGAGAUUUGUGUCUACAUUUGCUGCCUAGUCGGGCUUGUGCCGUGCAUUGCGCAGCCAAGUAAGUCGGACUUAUUGAUGGCAGCACAAUUUUUACAGUAUGAAGUCCGCGAUCUGCAAAUCCCCAAAACCAAACAUGCGUUUCCACCGUUUCGAUGGGAUGAAGAGCAGGGCAUGUGGCCAAGUGACGUCAAGAUGAAUUUCCAUGGCAACCCGGAUUAUGCUCUCUUUAGACAAAUAUUCGGCAUCUUUGAUAACAAUAUGUUUGCGACAACAUACAUAAUGGCGUGUGUUGCUGAGACGAAACGAUACAUGGACGAUCGAUGGCAUAACGACACGUCUUAUGGGUUAAUGAAUGGCAUCAACGCCAUCAAACGUCAUCAUGAUCUAAAUGUGAAUUAUUCCAAUUCCUUAAUGACAUUCUGGCCUCAAACGUAUAACGACGAAUCCAAGGUUUAUAACAGCUACCCCGUAAAUCUCAAUGACGCGAUCAAGCUGACUGAGCAUUUACCUCUGAAUGCAACCUAUGCUUUUCUUGAAAGACUUGGACUCAAGGAUGUGGACAAAAUCGUCCAAGAGGUCAUGCGGAUAAGAGGUGUCUACACACUGGCGUUCCACAUCCCUCCGGACUUCGAUGACACAUUUCUCAACAUUGGUCUGGGUUCCAUCCUUGCCGAAAUGGCCAAAGAGUUUCCCCGGGCGUUCAAACUUUGGUCGUCCCACAACACCAACCUUACGUCCGUGUUCGAUGCUCUCAAGUACUACGCUUACAGACCGUUCUCCGGGGACCAACGUGUGAACACCAUCGACACCAGGAGCUACUACUACCUUAGGCCGUGGUUGGAGCAGGAGAAGGCAGCCGGGCGUGAUGUCGCUCUUGUGCCAACGUGGAUCCAGGACACGGAUGAAGUACGCACGUGGUAUGACAAGGGCGUCAUGAUGCCUUUUAACAUCAACAACGUUGACGUCACUGUGUGUGCCAACUUCAUCUACGCCUUGACAUCAGGCAUCAUCACUGGCGUCCUUCAGCCAUCGUUAUUGGAUGAUCCUGAAGUUAUGCACAUCUACAACGACACAGCCAGGAUGAUCGCUUUCCAAGUGUCGACAAACUUCUCCGACCGAGCAGACCUGGCGUUGACGUACUACCCCUCUGUCAUAGAGUUCUACUGGUUCGUGGCCAGGACGUACAACAAACUACAGGAAACUCUGGACAGGACGGGAUCGCUGCCACAUAAGGGUAUGGACCAGAUUCUAGCGGACUUCAAGGACGUGUUAAGGACAUACGCUAGUCCCCGGAUCCUAGACCUGGGAACCCCGUCCUCUAUGUAUAACUUCUCGACCUUAUACUACGACGACUUCCUCGGCGAUGCUGACAUAGACUACAGCAACAAAUCAGCUCCAGAUCCUGAAGAUCGUAUAUUCACCACCGCAAUGGCCAUGACCGCUCUGCUGACCAUCUGGACAACGCAGGACCAGCACACAGGGAAGAUGAUCUGGGAUGCAGAUACGCCCCUGGACAUCAAGAGGGCCGCCAAUAUGACGGCAACGUGGUUGUACUACAACAUCAACGGCGAACAACCGCUGUUGGCAUGGAACGCGUUUUUCUCUGGAUCAUUCAAAGGCUACACUACGGACACAUUCCAUUACCCGAUGAACAGACUUGAAUUAUUCAAUGGGACGAGAAUAAAUAAGACUGAGAUUCGCAACGAGAAGUUUAUUCAGGGAGUAGAAGGGUUCAUACCCGAAAACGAAUACAAACAAAUGAUGGAGAAACUUCACACACCCACCGUCUUCCCGGGCUACAACUACAACGGCGACUUCUUCCCCUUCUGGUCCUCUGAAGCCUACACCUACGCCAUCGGGAUGCUGGGAUUGGGGAAAUACAUUGGGACUUUAUAAUAAUGCCAAAAUAUUAAUAAAUUAGCAAAUUGUCCGGA